GUCCAGUGAAGUGAGAAUUAAAAAACUACAUGUUGUAACAUUUUUAGCUUAAAAUACAUAAAGAUACAUUCAUUUGUCAUCCUUUGCUGGUUAGUAUGUUUUACAGAGGGAAUGAUGAAUGUUGCAUUGUGGGGCAAAAAAUUAAAAUGUUAUGUUAAAAGUAUUAUAAGACGUAUACUUUGCUUUCAGGAGACAUAUUUAAUAGUGGCUAGUUAACAUCAGAUUUCUCUAAAGCAAAAUCCUUCUACAGGUUUUUUAAAAACUCGGAUCACUUUCCCCAUCCACAGAAAAUAUUUCUCCAAUUGAAUCUGAUGUUUUGGGGUUCUGAUGGUGACCAGUCCUUGGUAUUUUGGUGUUGUGUUGGGAAAGCUUUUUGCUUAUCUCUUCCUCCCUCACUUAUCCCUCCAUUAUCCUUCCCGUCCUAUCUCAAUAAUUUAUCCUUUACCAAACUUAGAAUGUUUUCCAGUACUUGUGGCUCUUUCUCUAAUUCUCUGUGCAUAGUUUUUGAAACUUGGCUGCCCUCUCUACUUGCAGGAGCUUUGGGUGUUAAGUUCUCAGAAUAGUCUACAUCAUCUUGCAUGUAUUCAUUUAAGUGAGACAACAAUGAUGGAUAAGUCUCAGGAAGGAAAACUAACAUAGUACCAGAUAUGUCUUCAGUUAAAUUUUGAUGAAAAGAGGCAACACGAUGAAGUGGAAAGCAUGGUGGAUUAGAUGUCAGAAGUGCUGAUUAGAAGUGAAUACCACCAGAAGAUUAGAGUAGAGAUGGGAGUGAAAGGAAGGGGAGAGACCAGCCAGCACUAACCAGAACAGUGACUUUAGUUGGCCUUUGCCAGAGUUUGAUCCAAGCCAGAUUCGACUGAUUGUAUAUCAAGACUGUGAAAGACGAGGAAGAAAUGUCUUGUUUGACUCCAGUGUUAAGAGAAAAAAUGAAGACAUAUCAGUAUCGGUGAGCAUUGUUAUUGAUUUAAUGUCAUGUUUUAAUUGGAAAAAAAACUCUGUAGUGAUGCUCAAGUUAAAGUGUUUGGGAAAUGCUGCCAACUGAAACCUGGAGGAGACAGUUCUUCUUCUUUGGAUAGUUCUAGUACUUCAUCUUCUGAUGUAAAAGAACAGUGUCCUAAGUACCAGGGCUCUCGGUGCUCUUCUGAUGCCAAUAUGCUUGGAGAGAUGAUGUUUGGCUCAGUAGCAAUGAGCUACAAAGGAUCCACCUUAAAAAUUCAUCAGAUCCGUUCCCCUCCACAGCUUAUGCUUAGCAAAGUUUUUACUGCAAGGACUGGCAGCAGCAUCUGUGGGAGUCUUAAUACGUUGCAAGAUAGUCUUGAAUUCAUCAAUCAGGAUAACAGUACAUUAAAGGCUGACAGUAACACAGUUAUUAAUGGACUACUUGGAAAUAUAGGUCUUUCACAGUUCUGCAGCCCCAGGCGGGCAUUCUCUGAACAGGGUCCGCUCCGCCUGAUCAGGAGCGCCUCUUUCUUUGCAGUUCACAGCAACCCAAUGGACAUGCCUGGAAGAGAGUUGAAUGAGGACAGAGACAGUGGCAUAGCACGCUCUGCAUCUCUCAGCAGCUUGCUUAUUACGCCAUUUCCCUCCCCAAAUUCCUCACUUACCCGAAGUUGUGCCAGCAGCUACCAGAGACGUUGGCGACGCAGCCAAACAACAAGUUUGGAGAAUGGGGUAUUUCCUAGAUGGUCUAUAGAAGAAAGCUUUAAUCUAUCAGAUGAAAGCUGUGGCCCUACACCAGGAAUUGUGAGAAAAAAGAAGAUUGCAAUUGGCGUAAUCUUUUCAUUAUCCAAAGAUGAAGAUGAAAAUAACAAAUUUAAUGAAUUCUUUUUUUCACAUUUUCCUCUCUUUGAAAGCCACAUGAACAAAUUAAAGAGUGCAAUAGAACAGGCUAUGAAAAUGAGCCGGAGAUCAGCUGACACCAGCCAGAGGAGUUUGGCUUAUAAUCGAAUAGUUGAUGCCCUAAAUGAAUUCAGGACAACAAUUUGUAAUCUUUACACAAUGCCACGAAUUGGAGAGCCUGUUUGGCUUACAAUGAUGUCAGGGAUUCCAGAAAAGAACCAGCUUUGCCAUCGAUUCAUGAAGGAGUUCACUUUUCUAAUGGAAAAUGCUUCAAAAAAUCAAUUCUUGCCAGCACUCAUUACUGCAGUUUUGACCAAUCAUCUUGCCUGGGUUCCAACUGUCAUGCCAAAUGGACAACCACCUAUAAAAAUAUUUUUAGAAAAACAUUCCUCUCAGAGUGUGGACAUGUUGGCAAAAACUCAUCCAUAUAACCCACUUUGGGCACAGCUGGGGGACUUGUAUGGUGCUAUUGGCUCUCCUGUAAGAUUAGCAAGAACUGUGGUAGUUGGCAAACGACAAGACAUGGUCCAGAGGCUGCUUUACUUUCUUACUUAUUUCAUAAGAUGCUCUGAACUUCAAGAAACCCAUCUUUUAGAAAAUGGAGAAGAUGAAGCCAUUGUUAUGCCAGGCACAGUAAUUACAACCACGUUAGAGAAAGGUGAAAUAGAAGAAUCUGAAUAUGUGCUUAUCACAAUGCAUAGAAACAAAAGCAGUUUGCUCUUUAAAGAGUCAGAAGAAACAAGGACUCCUAAUUGUAACUGUAAAUAUUGUAGUCAUCCACUCUUUGGGCAAAAUUCAGAGAAUGCGUUGAGAAAAGAGAGUGAGGAUAUUCAAAACACCCCUAAGGAGUUGCUAGGAAUUGCAGAUGAAUGUGGAAUGAUUUCUCCUUCUGACUGCCAAGAAGAAAAUGCUGUUGAUGUUGAACAGUGCAGAGAUAAAUUAAGAGCUUGCCUUGACACCAAGUUAGAGACAAUUGUUUGCACAGCAUCUGCUCCAGUUGACAAAUGUGCAUUGUUGAAAUCAGGCUUAGAACCAGCAGAAGAAACAUGGCAGAGUGAGGAAUUGCUGGAUUCUGGUAAUCACACAGGCAAGGUGCUGAGAUCCACAGGAAUGGUUGUGGAAAAAAAACCUCCAGAUAAGCUUGUGACCGCUGCAUUUUCUUGUGAGGCAACCCAGACAAAGGUUACUUUCUUGAUUGGGGAUUCUAUGUCACCUGACUCAGAUACUGAACUCAGGAGUCAGGCUGUGGUGGAUCAGAUCACCAGGCAUCACACCAAACCACUGAAGGAAGAAAGAGAGGCUAUUGAUUUGCAUCAAGAAACUAAACAAACAACUAAGGACCAAUCUAGAGAGUCUGAUAUACCAAUGGUUUCUGGAGAGCCCUGUGAACUUCCCUGUUGGAAUCAUUCAGACCCAGAAAGCAUGAGCUUAUUUGAUGAAUAUUUUAAUGAUGAUUCCAUUGAAACCAGAACUAUUGAUGAUAUCCCAGUUAAAACAAGUACAAACAGUAAAGAACACUGCUGCAUGUUAGAGUUUUCAAAAAGAUUAUGUACAAAAAAUAGCAAACAGAAAAAUGAACUUUGUAAAUGUGUAGAAGCAGUUCAUCAGGAUUCAUGUAAAACCUGCUACCCUCAGCAGGAUCAAAGAGGUACACUCUCCCUUCUUGUCCCCCAUGGGGAUAAAGAGAGUUCAGAGAAAAAAAAUGCUGUAGGAACUGAAUGGGACAUUCCAAGAAAUGAAAGUUCAGAUAGUGCCCUUGGGGAUAGUGAAAGUGAAGAUACAGGUCAUGAUAUGACUAGACAAGUAAGCAGUUAUUAUGGAGGAGAGCAAGAAGAUUGGACAGAAGAAGAGGAGAUACCUUUUCCUGGGUCAAAGUUAAUUGAAGUGAGUGCUGUUCAGCCCAACAUCGCCAAUUUUGGGAGGUCGUUGUUAGGUGGCUACUGUUCGUCUUAUGUGCCUGACUUUGUUCUUCAAGGAAUUAGUAGUGAUGAGAGGCUCCGUCAGUGUCUGCUGUCAGAUUUGUCCCAUGCUGUGCAGCAUCCAGUGUUGGAUGAACCAAUAGCAGAAGCUGUCUGUAUUAUAGCAGAUAUGGAUAAAUGGACUGUGCAAGUGGCCAGUAGCCAGAGACGAGUGACAGAUAAUAAACUGGGAAAGGAAGUACUGGUUUCCAGUCUUGUUUCCAAUCUGCUUCAUUCCACUCUUCAGCUUUAUAAACAUAACUUGUCUCCAAAUUUUUGUGUAAUGCAUCUUGAAGACCGGUUACAAGAGCUGUACUUCAAAAGCAAAAUGCUGUCUGAAUACCUGAGGGGCCAGAUGCGUGUUCAUGUCAAGGAGCUGGGAGUGGUUCUAGGGAUUGAAUCCAGUGAUCUUCCUCUUCUGGCUGCUGUAGCAAGCACUCACUCUCCAUAUGUUGCUCAGAUACUCCUUUAACAUAAAGAUUGUUUGGAACGUUAAAUAGAUAACAAGGAAGCAGACACAAAAUGCUUUAUGGCAUUUUUCCCCCAUUAGAUUCUGAUCUGAAUGAGUCAGUCACCUGUGUAUCAUGCAUUGCAGUGCAUAUUGUGUGUUCUUGGAUGGAUGGCUUUUUCUUUUUGACUGGACUUUUUGGGUGGAGGUAGAUUUUUUAACCAAGUGGAACUAAAACAGCAUAUGUAAUUUGGGGGAAAGCAUUUGAAAAAGCCAAAGUAUAACUUAGAAAAUUCUAUAAAAUGAAUGACAUUGAGGAUUUUUAUAUGAUCACUACAGUGUUUCCACAACUCAUAAAUAGCAACAGAUGUCUUAUGAUUAAAUGGCUCACAAAUAGUCAUUUCAUUAGUUUUAAUUCUUUAUUUCUAAGGUACAUAGGUUUACAAAACCUUGAUUAUUUCUUAUACUGUCAAUUCAAAAUAGCUAAUUUGGGGGUAUUUUUCAAAGUAUUUUAAGUAACCUGUUAAUUAUAAGAAACUUAGAAGAAUGAGUGUCAAUCUGUGUUAUGUUACCCACCCAAGUGUACAUAUGUAUGUAGUUUUUUUAAAAAAGCAGUAGAAAUACAAGAUUGGUAAACAUACUUUUUAAAUAUUAUAUAUAUAUAUAUAUAUACACUUUCCAACUACUAUUCAUUGUAUAUAAUGUUGAAAUGUUCCUUUGUGGUGGUUUUCCUGUUUCACACACCCUAAAAUAUAAGUAAAACCAAUCGCUUUUUUAAGGCUGAGGAAUGUAAAUUCCCCAAAUAAUAGUACUUUAUAUUAUUUGUUUUGUUUGUAAGUAUAAGCUAAUUCUUAUAAAUGUUAAUAUUAACAUAUUUGUACCUAAUUUAAUAAAUUAAAAUUAGGAUUAAAAAUUGCACCAAAGUAUUGGCAAAAAUAAUAUUUUCUUCAAAAGUACUCAGGUAGCCGAAGCUCUUGCUUUUGGCAUUAGCCGUCCUUGAACCCACAGGAAAUAUUUUCUUUGUUUCACUGCUUCAUAAUAUUCUAUUUACACUAAAUAGAACUCAUUAAUCCUUAAAAUUAUUCUCUUUUCUUGAAUUUCCCUUCUUCCAAAAGCUAUUUUUUCCCCCAGGGAUUUUCACUUUUCAGUUAUUGUUAUUCUGUAUAUAGUGUAGAGUGUUGCUUCUGAGAAAGGCUAAUAUGGAACCAAACUCUUGUAAAUAAUGUAAAUAAAAAUAUGGGUAAGUAAAGUUUUCAGUAUGCUCUACUACCUCAGUUUACUUGAAUACUACAUUAUAGUUUAUUCUUUAAUUACCUGGUCUAAGAUACUUUAAUUCUAGAAGUGAAGUUGAUUUCUGCUUUCAUGGACUAUUUUUAUUAUAAUUGAUUAGCUUUAAAAAAGAAACUAAUUGCUUAUCCUAUUAAUACAUACAUUUCCUAUAUAAUACAUUCAUUCUUGCUGUUUCAAUUUUCAGUAAUUAAGAUUUUUGUGGUUUAAGCUUUGACUUUUAAUGUAUAGUGGUGGGUCACAUUUUGCCUUGCUCUCUCUGUAUGCAAGAACUCUCCAACCUAGAUUUAAGAAGAAAUUAUUGUUUUAAUGGAAUGUAAAUCUGAAAUUGGUGUGCCUGCAAUCAGUUUGGCCUCUGUGUCCUAUCAGCUGGCCCCAGUUAGUGCUGGGGUCUCCCAUGGAUGACUUGCUGCCAAAGAAUGUUUAUGGAUAUAUUUUCAUUUGCUUAAUAUUCUUAGUCCAUUCAUUAAUGAAAUUCUUCACUAUUUUAUUGUUUGGAAUUUUAUGAAUCAAUCUCUUUGGCAGAAGUCAGAAUACAGAAAAUUUCAUAUGUGGGUCAUUGUUCAUUAUUUUUUGUAGUUUAGAAUGAUAUAUAACAGAUAGAUAAUAUCUGUUUUGCAUGUUUUUUUAAUUAAUCAUCAAGCUAUUCACAGUCCUAUCUAUUUGAAAUCUAAUAAAUUAUCAUUUAGAAAAUUUAGUCUUCAAUAAGUGGAUGUCUCAUGCUACUGUUACUCUUAAAACAAAGCUUUGCUCGGAAGGAAAAGGCCCAUAGUUUCUUCUUACUAAUCCUUAUAGGAUUCCUGAGCUUUAUAAUUCCCAGCCCUUCUGUAAUUUCUAUUACCUUCAUCAUAGUUAUUUUUUCCUUACACCAAGACCAUGGAGUAAGCUGCUGCUGCUUUUAAAGUGUGGUCAUUAUAAUGAAUGUGAAAAAAGUUUUGGACUGUUCAAAAUAUUUUUCAACUUCUUAUGGUACAGACAGAUAUGUGUUACAUAUUUUUAAAAACCUGUUUGUUGCAAUAGAAAUGAAAAAGGGAUCUUUUACAUUAUAGAUUUAAAGUAAUUUUUCCUUUCAUAUAAACUAAUUGGUUUGAUUUUAAAUAUUACUGGCUUUUAUUAAUAUGUCUUAAUUUUGAGCUUGAAAUUGUUAAGUGCAAUAAACAUACCAGCACCGAUUUAAUUUUGUUGCAAUUGGCAUACACUGGGGAUGAUCACUUAAAAAAAAAUGGAUUUUACACAAUGUCUAUUUCUGGUAGAUGUCUUAUGUGAUCCUUCUGCUUUCUUUAAGUUAUUUAGAUGGUGGGGUAAAUGUACAUACUGUUUCUUGUUCUGUAUACAUUUCUCAAAUGUACACCUGUAUUAUAAUAACCUCCCAGUUCUAGGGGAAAUUUGUGCAAUAAAUACACAAGUCAAUUUGA
This is a messenger RNA of Myotis myotis, 6947 nucleotides long. RefSeq names its product folliculin interacting protein 1 (gene FNIP1). NCBI's taxonomy places the organism in Eukaryota, Metazoa, Chordata, Mammalia, Chiroptera, Vespertilionidae. The record is from RefSeq and is a predicted model, not a curated record. The transcript is spliced from 19 exons. Bases 1153 to 4269 code for a protein of 1038 amino acids. Gene Ontology annotation, molecular function: ATPase inhibitor activity; protein-folding chaperone binding. Gene Ontology annotation, cellular component: cytoplasm.